GAAACAGAGAAAAGACACAUAGACGGAGCGUAGGUGAAAGACUGAUGUGUUCUCAUUCUGUUUCGAUUCUAACGUAAUAAAGAGGAUAAAUCGCACCCUUGACAUAUCCAAGACCAUUUGAUGUCGGAUGACAUUGCAUAGGAACGCGCAAAUAUGACAGAUAUGAUCCGCAUGGAUUUGUGCUGAACACAAAACUAUAGACAUCCCACCAAACCCGAGAAGGAAACCUUUCUACAUACUGGGCUAAGAGAGGAGAGAGGAGAGGAGAGAGAGUAGAGGAGAGGAGAUAUCACCAGAGACUAUACACUAGGUGUGAGGAGAGGAAGCGCUUUCUCAGCUUGGAGCUGUCCGUUCAGAAUCAAGACAUAUACAGCGUCGCCUUUUAGUAAAUGCCGCCAGUACCACUGUCCUGUGGUUCCACACCUGUAUAGGAUCUUUCAGUGAAGUGCAUUAUGAUGUUGGAGUGCAUGUUUUUUGGAAAAUUGGUUCACGUGUUCGUGGGAGCAUCUUCUUUUGCACUGAAUUUUUUAUUUUCGUAAUCGCUGUCAUAUUAUAUUCGACAAAGCGAUUUACCUGAGCUAUGCGUAAUUGGAGACACAUUUUAGAACUGCACGACCAAGACUGACAGCGUGCUUAAUAUUUUCGGUUCUGUGCAACCUCUCAUUAUCCGGUUUACCCAUAGCGCGCAUGUUUCCCCCGGGUCGGUGCGCGUUGCCUCGCCCGAGCUUUAGGAUGUAACACCCGACCCUCGCUCGCGACAUGCCCGAGCGACGCGAUGGUCCAAGGCGACGAGAAAGACCGAGUUGUGAUUAACGUCGGGGGGAUCCGGCACCAGACCUAUCGCAGCACCUUGCGCACUCUGCCGGGGACACGCUUGGCCUGGCUCGCCGAACCCGACGCCCACAGUCACUUCGACUACGACGCUCAUGGCGACGAGUUUUUCUUCGACCGACACCCGGGGGUCUUCGCGCACAUCCUUAACUACUACCGCACCGGAAAGCUGCACUGCCCGGCGGACGUAUGCGGCCCGCUUUAUGAGGAGGAGCUCGCCUUCUGGGGCAUCGACGAGACGGACGUGGAGCCGUGCUGCUGGAUGACCUACCGACAACACCGCGAAGCCGAGGAAGCCCUAGACAGUUUCGGCGGCGGGCCCGUCGACCUGGGCAGCGACGAGGUGGAUGGAGACGGUCUGGGUGAACCCGGGGACGGUGACGACGAGUUGGAAAUGACCAAGAGGCUCGCGCUCGGGGACACGACCGAUGCCAAAACGGCUGGACUGUGGCAACGAUGGCAACGUCGCGUCUGGGCGCUCUUCGAGGAUCCCUACUCUUCUAAAUAUGCAAGGUGGGUGGCGUUUGCCUCUCUGUUCUUCAUCCUGGUUUCUAUAACCACAUUCUGCCUGGAGACACAUGAGGCCUUCAACCCCAUCAUCAACCGCACAGACGUUGACCCACAGGACAACAACAUCACGCGGGUCUACCAGGAGACUGAGACUGAGGUCUAUCUUACUUACAUAGAGGGCGUGUGCGUGGUAUGGUUUACCUUCGAAUUCCUCAUGCGCAUCACCUUCUGUCCUGACAAAAAAAAGUUCAUCAAGAACGCUCUCAACAUUAUAGAUUUUGUGGCCAUCCUGCCUUUCUACUUAGAGGUGGGUCUGAGCGGCCUGUCCUCCAAAGAGGCUAAAGAUGUGCUCGGGUUUUUACGUGUAGUCCGAUUUGUGCGCAUCCUCCGAAUCUUUAAACUGACACGCCACUUUGUUGGCCUACGUGUGCUUGGGCAUACACUCCGUGCUAGCACAAAUGAGUUCCUCCUUCUCAUCAUCUUCCUUGCCCUUGGAGUGCUCAUCUUUGCCACUAUGAUAUACUACGCUGAGCGCAUUGGGGCCCAGCCUAAUGACCCCCGCGCCAGCGAGCAUACGCACUUCAAGAACAUCCCCAUUGGGUUUUGGUGGGCCGUGGUCACUAUGACUACUCUGGGUUAUGGAGACAUGUACCCACAGACGUGGUCGGGCAUGCUGGUGGGUGCGUUGUGUGCCCUGGCUGGCGUGCUCACCAUUGCCAUGCCUGUCCCGGUCAUCGUCAAUAACUUUGGGAUGUACUACUCGCUGGCUAUGGCAAAACAAAAACUACCAAAGAAAAAGAACAAGCACAUCCCACGUGCCCCACAUCUGGGCUCUCCAAAUUUCUGUAAGUCAGGCACGAACUCUCCCCACCACAGCACACAGAGUGACACAUGCCCGCUGGCUGCCCAGGACGAGGUUUUAGAAAUGAACCGAGCAGAUCCCAAACUGAAUGGUGAGGCGGCUAAGGCAGCGCUGGCCAAUGAAGACUGUCCACACAUAGACCAGGCCAUUUCUCCUGAGGACGGCCAGAUUUUUAGCCCCUGCGAACCACGCGGGGAAACUCCAUGUUUCCUUCUAAACAUGACCGGCCGAGCCACACACCCUGGAGCCAGAGUGAGAAAAGCUGGAACAUUCUCAGGGAGGGCAGGGGGGGAGCCGGCCGGUCCCACGCUAGGCUACCCACUGUUGCAGUUAGGGUGGACACACAGCCAGGAGGAUGGCCAUGCAAGAGUCACCACCUGACUGCCAGCCCCACUUUAAUCACUAAUAGCAGAAUGCAGAUGCCUUUUAGGACAUAAUUAGCAACUAAGAGUCCAUCCAUCCCCUGCAGCUUGUGAGAUCCCUGUCAUUUUUACACACUAUUAAAUCAAUAUGGGGAAACACUGUUUGUACUCACUUAUCCACCUGCAGCCAUCGUAGUUACAACCAAGACUGUUUAGAUGGAAAUUCGUCAGCUUCUUAGUGUUUAACUACAAGGCCAGAAGCAAGGAGUAGGUCAUAGAUAUACAUUAUGGACAAGAAAGCUUUCAUCAAGAGCUUUUCAUCUGUUGUAGCCAGACUGGUGAUGGUCAUAAAUCUAUGUAUAAUAUUCUAAACAGAGUCUAGGUAAGAUCAAUAAAAGUUGAACCAGUGUCAUCACUAGCCAAGCAAUAGCACUGUCUCUCUGUGUCUUGUGUCAAGCUCUGUGUGAGCAUGCUCUGUUUAAAUCCACGUUUCCACUUUUAGAAGCACCAUAAGAACAAUCAACAGCUACAUACCACACGCACUUCUCCUACACACACAGAAUAUUUCUGUCUCAGUUUGCUGUUUAAAAUGUGUUGAUUGUGUUUGUAAGAGCUUUUGUCAGUGUGAAAGUAUUUUUAUGUACAUAUGUAGGCUAUGUCAGCAAAUGUGUGUGUGAGAAAGAAAGAGAGCGUGAGAGAGAGGGGUGUGUGUCCAACUGUGUUUGGUUGUGUAAGUGUUUGCUGUUUUAAUGUAGCUGUUUUAAGGCAAGUUUUGUACUUUGGUGUGCUGCAUGUUUCGGGCCAGUUUAUAGACCUUCCUGCAUGCUUUGUCCUGCUGCAGGGGCUGGUAUUGGUUGGGAGAAAUGGACUCUGUAGGGAGUACAUGAACAGGAAUGUCAUAAAACGUGUAGUAAUGAAUAGGUAAAUGAUUUUAGUGUUGAUCUUGAUAAGAACCAUUAUAGUUCAGGCAAAUGUAAAGCCUUUCUGUGCAGCUACAGUAUAAGAUGAUUUCAAUAUCACAUUUACUGAGGGAUUUUUGGGCCCUAUCUACUAAUGAUAUGCAUCAGAUCUACCUGAUACAGCAGACAGAGAAGCAUGCAAAACUGUGGAUCUACUGAACUAGCCAUAUGUUACUUACGUAAACCUUAUUACAUAUUUCACCUACAAAACUGAUCAUAUCCACCAUCUUAAAUUGGUGUUAAAUUAGUACUUAUUAGGCCUAAAUCCACAAUAACACUAAUAA
Messenger RNA from Tachysurus vachellii, 3808 nucleotides. It is a transcript of the gene kcnc1a, whose product is annotated as potassium voltage-gated channel, Shaw-related subfamily, member 1a. Bases 776 to 2584 code for a protein of 602 amino acids. Gene Ontology annotation, biological process: protein homooligomerization; potassium ion transmembrane transport. The record is from RefSeq and is a predicted model, not a curated record. NCBI's taxonomy places the organism in Eukaryota, Metazoa, Chordata, Actinopteri, Siluriformes, Bagridae. Gene Ontology annotation, molecular function: delayed rectifier potassium channel activity; protein binding. The transcript has 4 exons. Gene Ontology annotation, cellular component: axon; dendrite membrane; voltage-gated potassium channel complex.